AAUAGUACUAAAAGCCGCCCUGCGUCCCGCGCGGAUCCGCACUCGCUCCCUCAACUAACUUUCUAUCCCGAGACGCCGACAACGGCGGGGUUUUCUUCAGCGUUGCUGCCGCUUACAAACUUAUUGGCCAACUGUUGCUAAGCGUCAACACAGUCUUCUACAAGUCACCACCGAGAUCAGGACAAAAGCUUUAUAUGCUAAAGACCUCAAUCAGUCGGACCGUUCUUCUCUAGACCCUCGAGUUCACGUCUUCAUGCCUGGCCCCACGAACGCGUCUGCCUCUGCGGCGGCGCAAAAUGGCGUCAACAGCAACACCAUCAACAGCAUCCUCAAUGCCAGCAACGGCAAUGGCACCACCAAUCCUGUCCCCCACCGAGCUUUUGACUCCAUCGAAGACACCAUAGCCGCAUUCGCGCGCGACGAAUUCGUCGUCGUCCUCGACUCGCCCUCCCGAGAAAACGAAGGCGACCUGAUCAUUGCCGCAUCCGCCCUCACGCCCGCGAAAAUGGCUUUCAUGAUCCGCUACACGUCUGGCUACAUCUGCGCUCCUCUCUCCGUCAACCGCGCCGCUGCGCUACACCUCCCGCAGAUGGUGGAGAACAGCACCGAUCCAAAUCGCACCGCGUACACCGUUUCGGUGGAUGCGAUAGGCCCAGAGAUGAGCACGGGCAUCAGCGCGUCGGAUCGCGCGCAGACGUGUCGCAUGCUGGCAGACCCCGCAAUGAGCCACACACACUUCCGGAGACCGGGCCAUAUACUGCCCUUGCAGGCGCGCGAUGGCGGCGUGAGGGUGCGGAGGGGGCAUACGGAGGCGGCGGUGGAGCUGUGCAGGCUGGCGGGGAAGCAGCAGGUCGGGGCGAUUUGCGAGCUGAUCUCGGAUGGUGAGGUGGUUGCGGGUAGGCCGGAGAUGGUGGGUGGGGGGAUGAUGCGGACCGAGGAGUGUUUAGCAUUCGGCAAGAAGUGGGGACUCAAGGUUUGCACCAUCGAGGAUUUGGUUGAGUAUAUCGAGAAGACCGAGGGCUCGUCGGGCACGCUACGGGCUCUAUGGCGGGAGCAGUUACAGGCUUGCACAAUCAGGGACUUGGAUAGACGUUGAGGAGACCGAACGGCUGCUAGAUCGUUGCAGUGGAUGGA
Molecule: messenger RNA, 1134 nt
Organism: Mytilinidion resinicola
Lineage: Eukaryota; Fungi; Ascomycota; Dothideomycetes; Mytilinidiales; Mytilinidiaceae
Exons: 3
Coding region: 254-1096 (280 amino acids)
Biological process (GO): riboflavin biosynthetic process; aerobic respiration
Cellular component (GO): cytosol; mitochondrial intermembrane space
Molecular function (GO): 3,4-dihydroxy-2-butanone-4-phosphate synthase activity
Source: RefSeq, a predicted model, not a curated record